This is a messenger RNA of Cuculus canorus (common cuckoo), 12348 nucleotides long. It is a transcript of the gene PAK3, whose product is annotated as p21 (RAC1) activated kinase 3. Gene Ontology annotation, cellular component: cytoplasm. NCBI's taxonomy places the organism in Eukaryota, Metazoa, Chordata, Aves, Cuculiformes, Cuculidae. Gene Ontology annotation, molecular function: protein serine/threonine kinase activity; ATP binding. The record is from RefSeq and is a predicted model, not a curated record. The transcript is spliced from 17 exons. Bases 362 to 2038 code for a protein of 558 amino acids. Gene Ontology annotation, biological process: intracellular signal transduction; regulation of MAPK cascade; regulation of actin cytoskeleton organization.
CGGAAGGAGGAGGGGGCCCGCACGGGAUUCACUUCCGCCUGCGCUCAGGAACCACAAGCCCCCAGAGCAGAUUAGAAGAAUAAUCGCAGAGAGGUCCCCCCACCCUUUCUUCCCGUGCCCCCCGAAAGGAGGAGGCGGAGGGAGGAGGGCGAGGAACAAGCAGGGAUGCUCCCGGCAGGCAGCGCCGCGCGGAGCCGCUGAGGACGGCGCAUCCCGGAGCCGCGGACAAGGUUUCAGGAAGGAGCUGGGCUGCGCUCUUCCCUCGGUGCCUCAGAGUGUCCUUUCCCCAUGGUGACAGCCCACUGCCUGCGCUCCUGACGCCUGUGCCGAUGCAGCACGGAGGCUGUGAGGGCUGCUGAAGAUGUCCGAUAGUCUGGAUAUUGAAGAGAAACCUCCAGCCCCACCGUUGAGAAUGAACAGCAACAAUCGUGAUUCUUCAGCACUAAACCACAGUUCAAAACCGCUCCCCAUGGCCCCUGAGGAGAAGAACAAGAAAGCCAGGCUUCGCUCCAUCUUCCCAGGAGGAGGGGAUAAAACCAACAAGAAGAAAGAGAAAGAACGUCCUGAGAUCUCUCUUCCUUCAGACUUUGAACAUACCAUUCAUGUAGGAUUUGAUGCCGUCACUGGAGAAUUCACACCAGAUCUCUAUGGCUCACAGAUGUGCACAGGGAAGCUCCCAGAGGGCAUUCCAGAGCAGUGGGCCAGGCUACUACAGACCUCCAACAUAACAAAACUGGAGCAGAAGAAGAACCCACAAGCCGUUCUAGAUGUUCUCAAAUUUUAUGAUUCCAAAGAAACAGUUAACAACCAGAAAUAUAUGAGCUUUACGUCAGGAGAUAAAAGCGCCCAUGGAUACAUAGAAGCCCAUCCUUCGAGCACAAAAACAGCAUCAGAACCCCCACUAGCUCCGUCCGUUUCUGAAGAAGAGGAUGAAGAUGAUGAAGAAGAGGAAGAUGACAAUGAACCUCCACCUGUUAUUGCACCACGACCUGAACACACCAAAUCAAUCUACACGCGCUCUGUAAUUGAACCUGCCGCUGCGCCAGCACCAGCUAAAGAAGCCACCACUCCCCAACCUGAAAACUCAAACACAAACACUUUGUACAGAAACACAGACCGGCAACGAAAAAAGUCCAAGAUGACAGAUGAGGAGAUCCUAGAGAAACUGAGGAGCAUUGUGAGUGUGGGAGAUCCUAAGAAGAAAUACACUCGAUUUGAAAAAAUUGGCCAAGGGGCAUCAGGAACUGUUUAUACAGCAAUCGACAUCGCCACAGGCCAAGAGGUGGCCAUAAAGCAAAUGAAUCUCCAACAACAGCCCAAAAAGGAACUAAUUAUUAAUGAAAUCCUGGUCAUGAGGGAAAAUAAGAACCCCAAUAUUGUUAACUAUUUAGACAGCUACCUAGUUGGUGAUGAGCUCUGGGUGGUUAUGGAGUACUUGGCUGGAGGCUCUUUAACUGAUGUUGUUACAGAGACGUGUAUGGAUGAAGGACAGAUAGCAGCUGUCUGUAGGGAGUGCCUGCAAGCAUUGGAUUUCCUUCAUUCAAACCAGGUGAUUCACAGAGACAUCAAAAGCGACAAUAUUCUUCUCGGAAUGGAUGGAUCUGUCAAAUUGACUGAUUUUGGCUUCUGUGCUCAGAUCACCCCUGAGCAGAGUAAACGGAGCACAAUGGUUGGGACUCCUUACUGGAUGGCACCAGAAGUGGUGACAAGAAAAGCGUACGGCCCCAAAGUGGACAUCUGGUCACUUGGGAUCAUGGCAAUAGAAAUGGUGGAAGGAGAACCUCCUUACCUUAAUGAAAAUCCUCUCAGGGCGCUGUAUCUGAUAGCUACGAACGGGACACCGGAGCUGCAGAACCCCGAGCGACUUUCCGCUGUGUUUCGUGACUUUCUGAACUGCUGCCUGGAGAUGGAUGUGGACAGGAGAGGAUCUGCCAAGGAACUUCUGCAGCAUCCAUUUUUAAAAUUAGCCAAGCCUCUCUCCAGCCUGACUCCUCUGAUCAUUGCAGCAAAGGAAGCGAUUAAGAACAGCAGCCGCUAGCGCUUCAGGCUGGCUUUCUCCCAUGCCAGCUCAGAGCAGGACUGAGAACACAAACUCUAUAAAACCUCAACUCUUGUGCUGCAGGACGGAUGGAUGGAUGAACAAACCAACGGUCACAGUCAUGGUGGUAGGAGGGAGAACAACCCUGGUCCCUCAAGGAGUAAAAAAUUAUCAUUUGUCUUCUUCCUGCUUUCUGGCUCCUUAAUUUAUUUUUAAAAUUAAACAGGGCUUAAGACAGAGAGGUGGUGACCAAAAAUGCUUUGCUGCCUCAGCCAUUUCCAAGGUAAAGCAAAUUCAGUCGGAAGAUUCCCUUCCUUCUCACCCUGUGAAUAAGCUGUACAUUCACUUUUAAAUUGUCAGUUGUUUCUUAAAGAUGGAAAGUCUCUUUCAUGUUUGGGUUCUUUUUUUUAAUAUUGUUUGGAAUUGGAGAAGGGUCUCAUUCAUUCAUACACUCCAGACUGCGCUGCCUUUUCAAUACGGCCCACUCACUGGUAUUUGCCCAGUCACAGUACUUUUAGAAGAGAAAGAAAGUGAAAUUGCUUUCCAAUCAAAAACAAAUCAGAAGUGGGGCAGACAAAAUAUCCUGUUGAGAUACAGGCUUUCAGCUGAGAAUACAUAGUGGUUCGGUUCUUGAGAGUUUGCUUUGUAUAACUAAUUGUAAUCUGUUUGCCUGGAUGAGAGCCUUGGUAAAAUGGAAAAGCAGAAAGAUCAGUCAGUGUGCUCAGAAAAGGCUUGUCUGAUGCAAAGUUGUAAGAGAAACGUGAGGUGAGAGCAGGCCCCGGUCCUGCCUGGCACUGAGCCACAGCACGGAGCAGCCUCAGCAUCCGCAGAGCCAGGCUGGAGGAAGGCCCAUGCAGCAGGCUCUUGCCUCUCCCUGGGAGCAGGCUGAACCAUCUCGUAUCAGCCAGGCUGGCAGUGGGCUGCUCCCGAGGGAAUCGCAGCCCUGCUGUUGGACGCGCAGACUGGCAGGAUGAGUCUUGAGUCUGGGCAGGAGUAGAGAGGGGCAGAGCUGAGCGGUGGUGUCACUGCUGAGGAUGCCGGCUCUCCCAGUCCUCUUGUAGCUUCUGGGAACGAGUAGGAGCAUCUACACCACUCUCAGCAGAGGGAGAUGGAGCCAAACUGCUCCGCAGGCUUGUGCGCAGGUGCGUGUCCUUAGGCACACGAGUUCUGCCAUGGAAACUGAAGCCAACACAAGUGAGUGACAACUUCCGCAGCUCAGAUCGGCACGAGCCAGUGCCGCAGACAGCUCUGGGAGCGAGUGCAUCAAAACCUGCAGUUCUGCACUGAGCGAGAGCAAAUGGGUGAAAUGCAGAGUGGAUUGCAGAAAUGUUGAGAGGUAUGAAGCCUUUCUGCCAUCCUGCAUACAGCAAGCGCUCCUGAGUGCAGCUCUGAGUUAUUGGGAUAGAGGGAAUCCUGGAUAAGACUGAGGAUUGUGUUUGACUGGUCAGCUGAUUUGUAAGGGAGCAGAAUAGUUGAAGUAUGCAAUUUCUGCUUAAUUUAUUCAUUUCUGAAAGAAGUACACAGUGCGGCUUCACUCAGAAAAAGCAUUUGCAUGGAGUAAUUGUUGCUGUAUUUUAGUAGUACAACUAAUCAAAGUCCUUCAAAACAACAAUUGAAGCAACACCCCUGAGUGAGGAAAAACAAAAAAAGAAUAAAACAGCUUCCUGCUGUACAUCUUCAUGUUUAGGGCUUGUCCUCCGAAGGCUGAGUGGCUAGCCAGGAGGAAUGAAGGAUGCUUGGGCUGUUCUUGAAUUAGGCCGUUAGCUUGUUUGGCUUUGGCUUCUUGUUUGGUUACAGUCUUUGUAUUGCAGCUGUCGUUAAUCUGCCAACUAACCUACCCUUGCUUGCUCUAUGCGUGCCAGUGUCUUUGGCUGAGGUAACCGAUGGAGGCAGUGCGCUGAGUUACCGCAGCUAAAUAUGCGUUGACCUGCCGUCUCAGUGUAGGGAGGGAAUGGAGAUCCACGUGGCAGCAAAGGCACGAGGAUUAUUGAUGUUUUAGAAACCAUGGGAGUGCCUGAGAAUGGUCAGGUAGGAAUUAGGGCUUCUCCCCCCAAAAAUGUGGUGGAUCAGUAGCCCAGCUGCAGGGCCUCUACUCCAACGCACAUAGCAAGGGAAACAAACAGGGUUCAGUGUUGGGGCUGGUUGUGUUUAGUACCUUUAUCCAUGAUCUGGGUGAGGGGAUUGAGUGUUCCUUCAGUCAGUUUACAGAUGACACCAAGUUGGGCAGGGCUGCUGAUCUGUUUGAGGGCAGGAAGGCUCUGCGGAGGGGUGGGGACAGGCUGGAUCUGUGGGUUAAAGCUGAUGUAUGACAUGGAAUCAGAAUAAUUUGGGUUGGAAGGGACCUUAAAGAUCAUCCAGUUCCAAACCCCCUGCCAUGGGCAGGGACACCUCCCACUAGAUCAGGCUGCCCCAACUGCACUUUGGUCACAACAGCCACAUGCAGCUCUCCAGGCUUGGGGAAGAGUGGCUGGAAAGCUGCACAGCAGGAAAAAAGACCUGGAGCUGGUGGUCAACAGCAGCUGAAGGUGAGCCAGCAGUGGCCUGGGGGACCAAGAAGGCCAACAGCAUCCUGGCCUGGAUCAGCCACGGUGUGGCCAGCAGGAGCAGGGAAGAGAUCAUUCCCCGGAAUCGGCAUUGGUGAGGCCACACCUCGAAUCCUGGGUUCAGUUUUGGGCCUCUCAAUAAAAGAAAGACAUUGAGGGGCUGGAGUGUGUCCAGAGAAGGGGAAUGGAGCUGGGGAAGGGUCUGGAGCACAGGGGUUAUGGAGAGUGGCUGAGGGACCUGGGGUUGUUUAGUCUGGAGAAGAGGUGGCCAAGGGGAGACCUCAUUGCUGCAGCUUCCUGAGAGGAGGUUGUAAUGAGGUGGGUGCUGGUCUCUUCUCCCAAGUAACAGGCAAUAGGAUGAGAGGAAAUGGCCUCAAGUUGCAUCAGGGAGGUUUAGAUUGGAUAGUAGGAAAAAUGUCUUCACAGCAAGGGUUGUCAAGCACUGGAACGGCUGCCCAGGGAAGUGGUUAAGUCACCAUCCCUGGUAAGGUCUUUAAUCCCUGGUGGAGGGAUUGAGAAGACGUGUGGAUGUGGUGCUUAGGGACGCAGUUCAGUGGUGGAGUUGGCAGUGCUAGGUUAAGGGUUGGACUUGGUAUCUGCAAGGUCCUUUCCAACCUAACUAAUUCUAUUAUGUUCCUAAGGUUCUGUCUUUUUUGUCCUAUUUUUCUCUGUCAGCUCAAGCUGUCUAUCUGAGGGAGAGACUUAUGGUAAGAAAGAGUAAGUCAGGCUGGAGGUGGGCUGCCCCCUAUUUGUAAAGCCUUAGUCACAAUGAAACAUUUGUAUCCCCUGUAAGAGCAAUGAAACAAGUGACAAUUUCUUUUUCCGGUAUAGCUUUUCUUGUUUCCUACCAUCAAAGGAACAGACAGCCGUCCUUUAAGAGUAAAACGCUUUCUUAUGGCACAUAUUUCCUGGACAUGCAAUAUAAAUUGUCAAGUUAACAGACUACACUAUUUGAUUGGGUUUUUUCUCUAUUUAUUUUCUUUACCUACAAGUAUUUCAGCAUCUCUAUAUUAAAAAAAAAAAAUGCCACCACCUAUUUCUCAGAAGUUAAAAGACAUGAAAAAAAAAGGAAAAUCAAAUGGUAGCAUCAUUUUUGAUCACUGUGGACCGCAUACAGAAUAUCAUUUUCAAAGACAACUGCUGUAAUAAGAGGCCUUACUUUUUAUUUCAUUAAAUACUAUAUUUAUACUCAUUAGCAUCAGCAAAUCUAGGUUUUUCCCCUCUAAAACAAAGUUCCUGGGAGGCAGACAGGAUUCAGCAGCAGUAAUACCUGCCAGCGGCUGUUUUCCAGAUGGCCUGUAAUUGCCCAGCUGAGAAUGCUGACAUGCGGGGAAACACACCUCUAGCAUCCCUGCGGCUCUCUGCAUCAGCCAGGCUCUGCAACUGAAUUCUCAGUCACCAGGUACUGAAAGGUGGCAGCUGCAUUUAUAUCCUUCCAGCACUGAUAGCAAAUGUGGAAGAGGCAUAUUAAUAAGUUUAAAAAAAGACAACCAAACCCAGUCCUGAGAGGGCAGGUCUUGUAUGUUAUUUACAGGCUUACACAGUAGGUUAGAAUUGACAAUAGCAUCGACCUUGCAGAAAAGAGAUGACUGCUAUAAAAUCUCUGGAACCAUCUUGGGUUCUCUGACUGCUCUCUUCAGAUUAAGCAAUUAGUUAUCUAUAUAUAUAUAUUUGAAGGAUUAGAAAUAGGCUGUUCCUGCUGCAUACUGCAUAGGUGAAUAGGUUUCCAACACUUGCAUUCCAAGGUUUUAAAAGACUGGUUAAUUGUCUUUGGUUUUAGAUUCAUUAAAUGGCAAAAAACCCUAUGCAGAGGUUGUCUGUGAUUCCCAUCCCUGCAGUGAAGAUGUGUGAAAGUGACCCAAUAGCUCGCUGUGGUUUCAAGGGGGUUUGGGGCAGAAGCAUGAGAGCAGUAAAGUCAGGGAAGUUUGAGAAGCACAGGAAGGUUAUUUAUUUAAGAAAACAAAAAAAAAAAAAAGAUACCUCUGUAAAAUUCCCUGCAGUUCCUGCAUGCUGUCCUGGGAGCCUGCACAGGGGUGGGUCUUGGGGUGCUCUUGGUGUUUGAUCACAAACUUGGGCCAGAGUUGCACUCUCACUUCUUGUGUGCAGCGCCUUUGAAGUCUGUGUGUGUUUAUUCUCUGUCCUUGGCUACUGGUUGGCCGACUUACACUACGCACUAAUGAACUCCAGUAUUCUUUUUACUUGUCUGUGCUGAGUAUUCUUGAGGCCGGUGGCUGCACCUCAGCAAGUCUUUUGGUCAGUCCUCCCCCAUGUCCUGCCACUGAAAAUGAAGUACAUUCCAGUCACCACAAGAAGGGAAGUAAGUAUGUACCUGUCUCCUGUCUUGUAGUUGUAGGAAAUGGCACCUUGCCCUACUGCCUGUAUGGCAGUUAUUUAUUUCCAGUGUAUCGUCAUUGGAUUAGUGCGGCUGCCGAGUGUCCCUCACGCUGAGCCUGUAAAUCCAGGUGUUUCUGAGUCCAGUCAUAAGCAAAUGCCAUGAACAAAGAUCCAGAGAGGGUUCUGUAUCUCCUACCAUUAAAGACAGGAGCCAGUGUUUCUUUGCUUGAUGUCCAGGGCACGCACACUAAUGCCAGCUUUGCCUUGCUAAACAUUAUCGAGUUAGUGGUCCACACGCCUUCCCGGGGGACUGUUGUUCAUUCAUGUGCAGACAUGCAGCAUCUGGGCGAUGGGGCAAGCUGAUGAAGACUCAUAAAUAAGUGUUACAGUUGUUUGGUUUGUUUAGGUUUGUUUCCUCUCCCCUGACCACGUAAAUAUCUUAAAUUUUAGCUCCCAGUUUUCAGGAAGCAGGAAACAUCAAUGUGUUCCAAAAGAAACCAUCCAAGAUCUCUUUGAGUGUGAUUUGCAAUUCAGGGAUCUUUAAAACCUCUCCUUGUUUGUGUCCGUCCUUGAGCUGACAGGGUAAUUUCUCUUUCUGGCUGAAACGUGCAGAAUCCUGCUUAUGCAUCCUCUCUUUGGAUGUGGUUUAGAGCUGAUUGCUGUAAUCCUAGGUGUGCAUUGUGCGUAUAAACUGUUAUUGGCCCGAGCCUACCGAUGGUUGUGUGCACCUUUGGGUGCCAAGAGCCAUCUCAAAACAUAAAAUGGUACCAUAGGAAAGAGAAGGAUGGAUACUUACACGCACUUCAUGAGUGCUCUUUGGACUGCUGGCUGGGUAUGAGCCAUUCUCUCUGCUCAGCAAUUUUUCCUAGCAAGCACUUUUAUUCUGCUAGAAUCUGAGGAAACUGAGGGCAACAGCACUACCUAAAGUCGAUAAUAGGGAAAAUUGUUAAUUGUUUUAAUAACCUGUGAGCACAGCAGCUUUGGACUGGACAAUUUCCCAGCAGAACCCACAUCAGCUUCAGCACCUGUGUGUCACGUACAUCCUGCUCUCAUUGAGAGGCACCGUGUUCUCGGCUGCUUGGAGAUCACGCCUGGUUUCUGCACGGCUUGCUGGCAACAUUUGCGUUGCCCAGCUUACACAGAGCCAAAAGGACUGCGGUUGGUGGCAAAGGCCUGAGUUGGCAGUCGUGAAUUUUAGUCAGAAGAGGUGUUGGGCACAUGCACACCCACCUUUGAAUCACAGUUCUGAUGUUAUGAGCUUACACAUGCUGGCCACCAUAAAUAGAGUCUGCUGAUUAAUGUGGGGUCUGACUGAAGGCUUCCUCUUCCUCUGUUAGUAGUUCUCAGGUGAUGACUUGAGCUGGGUGCCUCCAGAGAGGAACUCCCACCCCAACUCAUGACUCUCAAUUAUACCCAUAUCACCCAGCAUCUGAUGCCCAUGUCCAAUCACUUAUUUCUGGUCGGAGAGCUCUUGACUUCUUACUGGUUUUCACUGUCACCGGGCUGGCCUUCUUCUGAAGUUACUUUACUCUCUUGGACUUGUCUCCUUGGUUCUUAUCUUCUGCCCAUAUCAGACAGAAAAGGACCUGGGCAUGCUGGUCAACAGCAGCUGAACAUGAGACAGCAGUGGCCCAGGGGGCCAAGGCAGCCAACAGCAUCCUGGCCUGGAUCAGCCACAGUGUGACCAGCAGGAGCAGGGAAAGGAUCAUCCCCCUGUGCUCAGCAUUGGUGAGACCGCACCUCAAAUCCUGAAGGUGAGCCAGCAGUGGCCUGGGGGACCAAGAAGGCCAACAGCGUCCUGGCCUUGGAUCAGCCACGGUGUGGCCAGCAGGAGCAGGGAAAGGAUCGUCCCCCCGGACUCGGCAUUGGUGAGGCUGCACCUCGAAUCCUGGGUUCAGUUUUGGGCCUCUCAAUACAAGAAAGACAUUGAGGGGCUGGAGUGUGUCCAGAGAAGGGGAAUGGAGCUGGGGAAGGGUCUGGAGCACAGGGGUUAUGGAGAGUGGCUGAGGGAUCUGGGGUUGUUUAGUCUGGAGAAGAGGUGGCCAAGGGGAGACCUCAUUGCUGCAGCUUCCUGAGAGGAGGUUGUAAUGAGGUGGGUGCUGGUCUCUUCUCCCAAGUAACCCGCAAUAGGAUGAGAGGAAAUGGCCUCAAGUUGCAUCAGGGAGGUUCAGAUUGUAUAGCAGGAAAAACGUCAUCACAGCAAGGGUUGUCAAGCACUGGAACAGUCUGCCCAGGGGAAGAGGUGGAGUCACCAUCCCUAGAUAUCUUCAAAAGAUGUGUGGCUCUGGUGCUUGGGGACCGUGGCUAAGUGGUGGCUUGGCAGCAUGAGAUUAACAGUUGGACUUGAUGAUCUUAAAGGUCUUUUCCAACCUAAGUGCAGCUGUGAGUCUGCUUGCCCAAUUCAGCUACUUUUGUGUUGGCAGCUUUACUUUUAUCAGAAAGUUCUUGGUCAGCUCUUGCAGCCUAAAGCUUCAACUACUUCAGGUACUCGUGCUAAGCUUUUAACGCUAAACCAAACUACUCAGAAGACUUCAGUUCAUCAAAUUUCUUCUGUAACUCUGAGGGAGGGAAGAGUGAACACUGAGAAUAUGAGUAUUGUUUGUGUCACUUCCACUCUCUCCUUCAGUCCUUUCAGGGGCUCAAACAGAAGAAAAAUGAAGCUGAGUCUUACUUCUCACAGGUCUUGCUCUUUGCAGUCUCUGUGCUUAACUGAUUUUGUCCCUUUCUGUGCCCUCUGUUCCUCCUAUGCUCAGUGGCUGCUAACCAGGACUGUGUAACUGACUCAGAUAAAGUGCUUGAGAUCCUCAUUUCUCUGCUCUUUGAACUGCCUGUUUACAGCUGCCUUUUGAAUCUGCAAGCCUGGUCUGGAGUGUUAUCACCUCCAUUUUGUGCAUACCGUCCAAAGCCCAGGGCCUGCCACCUGAAAUCUGUGCUUGUACUGAGGGCUCCCCGGUGCCUCAGGCUGGUGUGACACUAUUGCAAACAUGAGGGAAUAGUGGCAGGUUGGUUUUAAAGUCGGGUCCUUUUGCUGCUGCAUAUUGUAUGUCAUUUGUUCAGCCCAGCAACAGACUUGUGGAUCAGAUGCAGGCACUGCUGCUACUCCCACUGAAGUCGGUGUGCGUUUGGUGGUUGGCUUCAGUGACGGCAGAACUGGUUGCUUAAUAAACUGAUGCUGAUGACGCCCUGGGUACUGGGGGCCAGAGGUAUCCCUCGGCUGAGUGGAAGGGAGCUGCCCAUUGCUCUUGUUCUCCAUCACACGAAGCUGUCCAGCUCAGAAGUAGGUCAACAUAGCAAACAUGAAGCAUGCAAAUGUCUUACAUUCAUGUCUGUUGAGAUCUCUGACCUUUGAGCUUAAGGUGCACAAAGGCAAUUGCUUUUUGUCACACUGUUUAUAUUAGUGUUAAGCAAUGCUGCUAAAUUUGUCUGUAGCACAGCAACAGGGAAAAAAAAGCCUCUCAGCUCUUCAGGAGCGACUCUGAUAAGCUGCCGGUGUCUGCCUUAGCAGGUAAGCAAGCAGAAGAGGAGCUGCUGUAGAUGGGAACUAGCAGCAAAGGACUGCACACACCGUAGCCCCCCCUUGAAGAGAGCAACUCCUCCUUGGGCAGAGCCCAGCCUCAGUGGCCACACCGGGAGUUAUUGUGGUUGCACUGGUGCUGCGCCUGCACUGCAGGUGCUGUGCGUACAGACAUACAUUUGGGAAGAUCUACAAAAGACUUCUGCAACUCUUGGCUGGAAAGGGAAAUAAGCAAUGCUAAACUCCAGUUUAGUCCGAAGCAACCAGUUUACACCUACAAUGGUGUCUGCUAGAUUUUUUUUUCUUUUCAGGGUAUCCAGACAAAAGGAAACAGAGGAGGAGCCUACAUUUUCAUUGUUUAUCAGAAAUGUAUCUCAUUUUGCUGUACAUUCCUUUUUUUAGGACGUGUUAUCUGUUACAAAAAAAAAAAAAAAAAAAACAAAGAAAAAACAGAAAAAAAGCAAAAGAUAAAAACAAAUGUGUAGUGAAAAAUCUGUAACUUUGGAUUAAGAGGUAACUGAUCUUUUUAAAAAGAGAACUAAGUUAUUUACUUUGUAAAUGUGCUGAUGGCAUGGAUCCAUCUUACUGACCUCAGCAUCCUUUUUUUUAAGAUUUUGGGUUUUGUUUCCAAUAUUAAGUUAUUUUAAAUUGUGGUUGAAGCAAUAGAAAAUUGAAAUAUGGAUUGUGCAUGACUGUGUCUUGAGUGUAAAAAUAUUGCAGUUUGAAACUUGGACCUAAAGUAUUGCAAAUAAAGGUUAUAAAUACCAUUGGAGUGUGUGACUGCAGCUUUUCCUAUAGGAGGUGCUGGUGCUGUUUGACAAAUUAGUGUCAGGGCUGCCUGAUACACCAGCCUGGAUCAUCUGCAGCUCCCAAAAGACUGCGUGGCCAUAUGUGCUUGUAGUUUUGUCCUAUGCCACUACCAUAUAAUAUCAUGAAAUAGGACUCAGCUGCCAGGGCCCCGUAUUUACCCUCUGCUAUGGGAGUUCCUUGUAUCUUGUGUCCACAAAAGCAGACUGGCUACCUUUCUACUGCUCCCCAGUUUGCACAAUGCCAGAGUGUGCGAUCUUUCCAAUGAGUUGUGUUUCUACUGUUCCAUAAAGAACCAAUACGUCCUCCAGAUGUAUAAGUGGAAUUCCGCAGGUGGUGAUUAGCCACGCUUCCUGCCCAGAAAUCUUUAGAACUGCUUAUAGAACACCAGUCACUUCAGCUCUUGUCCUGCUGCAAAGCACCUGCUCGAGAGGGAUGCUGGGAUUAGAGGCACAGAGGUAACCUGGGCCCAGUGACUCUGCUGCUACAGCUGUGCUGUCUGCAUCGCCAUGGUCUCAUCUAGCAGAUGCCCUCUAUCUGAGGGUUUCACUCCUCUGUACCAGCACUGGAGGAAGGCGAGUAGGGUCUCCAGCCCACUGUGUAGGUAGGGAUAUGCACCCCCACAUUCUACCCCAGCCUGGCUUCCAGGCCAGGUUCUGUCUCAUUCACACAUGGUUCAGUGCCCCGGUGUGACUCCGGCCUCUCUCUGCCACCUGCCACAAGCCCUGCCGAGGCCGCCCUACCUCCAGCUCCCCCUUCAGCUGCCUCCCCCGGCCAAGCCCGGCCCUCACUGUUGCUCAGUGCCCACUGGCCCUCAGCUGUGCUCUGCAGCCCUGGGCUCCGGCACCUCUGGCUCUCACUCAGCCCUUCAGCCUGCACGGCUGGGGGGGUGUGAAGAACCCCAGCAGCCGCAGGAAGGCAGGACAGCCUGGUCCAGAGUGCCAGCUAACAGCCUGCACCGUGGCCACAGGGAAAGGCCACACAGACCUGUGCACACACAAGAACGCUCCUUCUGGAGCUCUAUAAAGCUGGCUAGGGAGGCUGGGGAGUUAUGUCUGCUGUCACAGAUGCAUAUACGUGUGCUCCCCCAGACAGUUCUGUGUCUAACAAUG